CCCCGCCUCUGGAGGCUGCCGCGGGCCGCGGGCCGCGGGCUGGUGGGCUGGGCGAGCACGGGCCUAAACGCCGCCACGCCCGGUCGGGUCUACGCCGAGCCGGACUGGGCAGUCUGCGUGAGCGCACCGGUGCGACCACAAGCCAACCAACGGGGAGCAGCUACUCGACCGCACCCGCACGGACCGUCGCGUCGUCGCCACCAUGACGAGCUUCACGCUGUUGGCGGCGGUGGCCCUGGGGCUGCUAGUGCUGGCGGAGGCGGCGCCGGCGCCAUGGGCGCAGUUUGACGGGCAGCGGAGGGGCGCUGCUGGUCGCGGAGGCCGCGGCGGAGUCCGCCCCGGAGGUCCUGGAGGACGUCCCGGAGGGCGGCCGGCAGGCGCCACCGACAACCGCUUCGCGACGAGCUGGCUCACGUCGGACUGGGAGGACGCCGGGGGAGCGGGGGCCAUCAACGGCAUCGACCUGAGUGGCAACCCCUGGCUCAACGGCCAGGGCGGCAUCGGCCAGGGCGGCAUCGGCCAGGGCGGCAUCGGCCAGGGCGGCAACGGCCAAGGCGGCAACGCCUGGCAAAACGGCCAAGGCAACGGCAAUCGACCGGGAAUCAACGGCCAGGGAGGCAACCCCUGGCAAAACGGCCAGAACAACGGCAUUCGGCCGGCAAACAACGGUCAGGGAGGCAACUCCUGGCAAAACGGUCAGAACAACGGCAAUCGGCCGGGCACCAGCGGCCAAGGAAGCAACCCUUGGCAAAAUGGUCAGAACAACGGCAAUCGACCGGGCACCAGCGGCCAGGGAAGCAACCCUUGGCAAAACGGCCAGGGCAACGGCCAAGGCAACAACGGGAAUCUCGGAGGCGCUGGUCAGCAGCAGCAGGCGCGGCCGACGCAGACGCAGCGGCCCAACACCAACCCCAGCGCCAUCCAGGGCGUGCGCCCGCCGUCCACGCCGCGGCCCGACUGCGGCUGCCAGGUGACGGGCGAGUACAACCCCGUGUGCGGCACGGACGGCGCCACCUACAGCAACCAGUCCGCGCUGCGGUGCUCGCGGAUCUGCGCCAGGAGCUCGCUCGCCGUCAAGCACCUUGGCGCCUGCACCACCCCGGCGCCCACCAAGUAGCCGGCGGAGUGCUCCGCUUCGCAUAAUUAGAAUGUACCUUUUGUAAAAAAAAAAGAAGAAGUUUUUCUGUUGUUGUUUUCUGCCGCCGCCCGGUUCUUUGUAUUAUAUGACCGGGCUCUUUUUCUGCUGCCGCGGCGCGCUCGAAGAAGUCGUCCUUCCACCGACGUAACUGUGUAUUUAUGUAUUUAUUAUUGUCAACGUGUGUCUGUGUGUGUAAGUGUGUAGGUAUGUGUAAGUGUGGUGUCACAAUUAUGUAAUUAUGUAUGCUGACUGACUGAUAAUUUAGCGUUAAUUAAUUUUGGCGAUACGCAAAGGGAUCAGUCAGAAGAGUACGUCCGUCAUUCGACGCUACAAACCUGCCAAGUUCAGCCCUACAAGCUCUCAGAGCGCCUGGUAGGUAGGCAACGUCCUGCCUGCAGUGCAUUCUUGUACUGCGGGGUGGCCUACCUCGAGUCUCGCAGGCGCUGAGCUCCCGUGAUGUGCAGAAUGAAUCUGGGUAAAAAGGGACGUACUUUCUGGACGAUCUCAAACGGGGUGGACCGAAGUCGAUCCGGAAACAUCUUCCAACUCUCUCCCCCCGCCUCCUCUCCCUCUCGGGCGUGGGGUGAGUGAAAGGCGCAGAAGGCAGCCGAUGUCAGUCUUGAUCGCCUGCCAAGUGAAGGGUAGGCAACACACCGUAUCGUGUGCCAUUGUGAUUCCAAUUAUCUUAUCGUCAUUUCGAUGUGUGUUGUAAUAAAUUAGUGGCCAAACUUUGA
This is a messenger RNA of Frankliniella occidentalis (western flower thrips), 1872 nucleotides long. RefSeq names its product pro-resilin-like. The record is from RefSeq and is a predicted model, not a curated record. The transcript is spliced from 5 exons. NCBI's taxonomy places the organism in Eukaryota, Metazoa, Arthropoda, Insecta, Thysanoptera, Thripidae. The coding region runs from base 203 to 1117 and encodes 304 amino acids. Gene Ontology annotation, molecular function: protein binding; serine-type endopeptidase inhibitor activity.